This is a messenger RNA of Sinocyclocheilus grahami, 2658 nucleotides long. RefSeq names its product plexin-C1-like. The record is from RefSeq and is a predicted model, not a curated record. The coding region runs from base 1 to 2658 and encodes 885 amino acids. The transcript has 15 exons. Gene Ontology annotation, molecular function: protein binding; semaphorin receptor activity. Gene Ontology annotation, biological process: semaphorin-plexin signaling pathway; regulation of GTPase activity; negative regulation of cell adhesion. Gene Ontology annotation, cellular component: semaphorin receptor complex; plasma membrane. NCBI's taxonomy places the organism in Eukaryota, Metazoa, Chordata, Actinopteri, Cypriniformes, Cyprinidae.
AUGGGAAGAUACUUACUUGGAAUACUUUUACUUCUGAAAUAUUGCAUUUGCAGUGAUAUGCAGGACUUUGAUGGAGACAUCAAGGACUUUGUAGUUGGUGACAGAAAGUUAUUUGUUCUUACUGACCAUCGACUACAUCAGAUGAGACACGAUCUAUAUGAGGAGAAGAGGAAAGACAUCACUAGAGUUAACAUUCUGGUGGCUUUUGAUCUGAACGGCACCCUGAUAACAUGUGGGACUUUUGAAGAUGGAUAUUGUGAAGUUCUUGAUAUAAAUGACAUUACUGACAGUAUUCAUUAUGAAAGUAAUAUAUUGGUAGGACCGCGACAGAAUGAGAAAUCUGUUGCCUUCAUAAGUGGUAGGUACCUUUUGGUUGGGAAAAAGGAUGACGAUGUAAAAGCUCAAGAUACCAUAUAUUCUGUUGUUAGCUUGCGGAGCACUUUAGAGUCUCAAAAAGGUGGGAUUUUCUCAAAAACAGCGGAACUAUCAGAUGCCGUCAUUCAGAGCACAACGAGAGAUGUGGAGUUUGUUGAUGGAUUCCAGAGAGUUUCGCCCUCAGAAUCCUAUUUAUUUCUCAAUGCAAAGACUGACAGUGAGAGGAAAGUGCUCGUCCUGUGGAUGAACAGCUCUAAAGGGAAAAAGAUAGACAUAAUCAAAUCCCUACAGGCUGCAACGAUACGAUGCUGCAGUGAUAAAGUUCGUCCAGUGCUCGUCGCCUGCACCGUUAUUCCCUCAGUGAACCGUGUUAUUUGGGCAGGUGUGUUCAGUGCGCAGAAUCAGCAGGAUCCGGAGAACAGCGCGCUGGCUCUGUACGACAUCAGUAACCUUCAAGGCCGAGUGAAGGGCUUCUGCGCUUACGGUGAAAAAUGUGAUUCUGAGAGUGGUAGUGAACUUCAGCCACUCUCUGUGGUGUUCAAAUACAGCUCAAUGUCAGCAGUGGCAGCAACGAGCAUUGAAUCCUGGAUUGUGCUGUUCAUAGGAACCAGUGAUGGCCAACUCAUAAAGCUGAUGUUGGAUGAGAAAUUCACACCAGGAUGUCCAAUAGUGCUGUACAAAUCUGAUGAUGAACGAGCAGUGCUUCCCAGAAUGCACUUUGAUCCAGUAGAUUUCAAACACAUCUACAUCGCUCUGAAGAAACAGUUAAGAAGAGUGUCUGUGGUUGAGUGUGCUAAAUACAGCACUCUAAUAGACUGCAGAGCUGCUCUGGAUCCUCUCUGCGGCUGGUGUGUGAAAACACAGAGAUGCUCCACCCAAGAUGAAUGUUCGAAAUCUUCAUGGGUGUCCACCCCAAAAAACUCCCUUCAGGAAAAGCUGUUUUCUUUUCAGGUUUGGGCAGAGAAAUCUUCCAGCAAGAUUACUCUACAUCUUUCCUUGAGUCUGGAGAGCACAGGAAAUCCCACCUUCUCAUGCACCUUCACCACAGGAAGUGUAAAACUGUGUGACGGGUCUGAUCUGAAUGCAGUUUUUCCAAACUGCAACUGUAGUUUUUCUGACCAGCUACUAUAUACUACAGGUUUAAACAUCUCAGCUGAAGUGGCUCUUGGGGAUCAGAAGAUCACAGAGACACUGGUGCUGAAAGACUGCCUGAAUAUCAAAGAUAAUUCACCAAGUGCUUCUUAUACACAGUGUGUUCAGUGUAUCUCAGCUGGGUGUCACUGGUCCUCAUCCUCCAAGCGUUGUGAAUGGGCACAUGGACCUGGACCCCAGUUAAACAUACAGGAUGCAUGUAAUGAUGUGCUCUAUGAGAUGGAAUAUGAAAAGCCAGAUAUUCUGUCUCUGGAGCCGAACAAGGCUUCUUUCCAUGGCAGAAACAACGUGUCUUUAAGAGGAAGGAACCUGGAAGCUGUUACUAAAAUCCGUAUUCAAGGGGAUCUGGACUGCAUUCCUAAAGAAUCUCCAGUGUUCGAUCGCUCCAGUGACACUUUAAGGUUCCACAUUCCUCCCAGUGGAACUAAAGGAACAGUGAAAGUGUGUGUUGUUACUCCUGACGACCGUUGUCAUGGUAACAGCAUCAUCACUUACAGUUCUCAGCCCAGCUGCACUGGAAUACAGCCCACAGUCAGCUGGUGGAGUGGUGGAAGGAAGAUUCGUGUUCAGGGGAGCAAUCUGGAAUUUGUUGAGUCAAUUAAUGUCAGCAAGCAGUCAUAUUCUCAACAUGUUCUGAAAACACAAUACAACACAAGCUCAGGGGACGUGUGGUUUCACUCCCACCAUUGUUCUUAUUCUGAAUGUGGUUUAUUCAGCUUGAAUGUUGGGAACUCCAGUGUGGACUGUAAGUAUUUGUCCUUCGAGUAUAAUCCGAGAUUCACUGGAUUCACCACCUUACAGGUGGCCAAUGAUCUACAGGUGAAUAUUAAGAAAAGGGCAGAUAUGCUGAAUUUGAGUAUGAAUGAGGUGACUGUGACGGGUCUACAUGGAGAUCAGAAGUAUCAGUGUGUUCUGGAGAUUAUUGAGUCCUAUUCUGUUAUCUGUAAGAUUAAAGGAGAAUUUGGAGCCAUCUCAACAGUGGACAACCUCAGUAUCAGCGUUGGGGAAUUUUAUAUCAUCCUACGAGAAGAAAGACCAGAGUAUUUGCAUUUUUUUUCUAUAGUAUUUUCUUUAAUAUUCUUAUUCUUUUUUCUUAUCUUUUGCAUAUUAUUAUUUAUUUUUCGGGUUUAA